CUCCGAAUCUAAUAUCUGUUCUGUACUGUCUCUGGUUGCGUACAACUGAGAAAGGGAGCUAACAUUUCUCCAAAUGGUGUAAAAUAAUUUUAAAAAAAAAACACACCCAUCCUUAUAUGAACAGGUCGUCUCUGCUGUCAACAACCUGGCUUCAUCGCAGUGAAAGGCGAGGGUGGAUACUGGUUUGAAAGCACUCUCAUCCAUCCCACUGUUUUCACGGAGAUUGUAGCUAAUAAGCUAGCUACGCAACGCAGCAGCUAUGGAGCCCUCUGAGCAGCAGCAGCAGACCGGCCCUGAGGUCUCUCAGGAGGUCAACCUUGUGUACCUGCAGCAGCUGCGAGAGCUGGACAUCCCUGAAGAGGCUGCCAAGCAAGCUCUCUUACACACCCGGAACGUGUCUGCCGAGGAGGCUGCCAUGUACUACUUUAACAAGCUGGAGAAUGAGGAGGAAGGAGACGACGACCUCAUGUUCAAGAUGGUGUUUGUGGUGAACAUGGACCUGGCUAUGGGUGUCGGAAAGGUCGCUGCUCAGGUGAGCCAUGCAGCUGUGGGUCUCUACCAGGCCUUGCAGGAGAAGAACAGCUGGAGGGAAAUGGCUUGGAAGUGGGACCAUGGCGGGGCAAAGAAGGUGGUGGUUCAGGGGACAAACAUGGCCCAUCUUUUAGAGCUGCAGGCUCUGGCUAUGAGCCUCAGCCUGCCCACGUACCUGGUCCAGGAUGCCGGACGCACCCAGGUGGAAGCUGGCUCGCGCACUGUCCUGGCCAUUGUUGGGGAAGAAGAGAUGGUGAACAACGUCACGGGAAGUCUGAAGCUGCUGUAAGGAAUGGGAAGUGGCUGUGGAGGUGCAGGGCCGUGCAGUGCCGCAGGGGCAGCCAGCAGAGGGCGACAUCCCCUAACAGCAGAAUGGUCUUGGCAUGCAAGUGCGGAACUACGACAACGUAAUGAAACAAAAAAACUGAAGAAAAAAAAAAAGAGAAAAACAACCAGACAUGACCCAACCACCAUUUUUGUUUCUUGUUCUGUUCCCUGUCCGAGCCAUUGACUGGAGAAGACAUGUAUGGAGAGCUGAUCACGUCGAGGAGGGAUACAUUCCUCAUCCUGACUAUGUUAAAGGCAGCUUGAACAACUUUUUAAUGUCUACUUUUAUAUUUUAUUCAUUAUGGAGAAAGUUUGCUAGCACAGUUAGAGAAGCACACAUUUUUUAUGAAGGUGAAAGUUACUGAGAGCAUAACUCUUUCUCCCCAUUUAAAAUAUGAUUUAGCGUAUUUAAAAACGUUAAAUAAAAAAUCAAGGAUAGAAUUUGGUGUUUUGGUGAUUUGUUAAAUUCUGUUAAUUCAAAGAGCAAACUAUAUAAUUGUAAUAAAAUCCUUUUUAGGUGUAGGAUAUCCCUGUGAAAGUGACUGUCAGUAAGGAGAGCUUUACUGUUGGCUAUUUCCUCUGUAAAACGUGUAUGUAUACACCUCUGUAUGCUGCAUUCUCUCCCAGAGACCCUGUUCCUUAGAAACAGCUCUACAUACUGACGUCAAAUGGCCUUCUGUUGCGGUUGAUGUUCGUUUGUUCAGGCCAUAUAUAUAUUAAUCCUGUGAUGUGCCACACUUCACGUUGUGCACAAUCGCUCUUAGACUUACAUGGGUUUUGGUGGAGUAAUAUUUUCCCUUUUCUGUUCUGGCAGGAAAGGAAAUGGUUGACUCUGCUUGCUUUGAGUAAAAAUUCCUAGGUUUGGCAGUAAAGUAAUACUGACUUGUAUGUGGUGAACAGGUUUUGAGUGUGAGGAACUUGUGUGAGUUAAAAUGGGCUACUGCGCAGAUGCUUGCUCAGUGCCCCAAGCUAAUUAUUAAUGGUUUACACAAAUGAGAUGUUUGUGAAAUCUGUAAAACUGCUUUAAGAGUAAGUGUUAUCUUUAUGAUGUAGUCAAAAAAACACUGUAGAUAGCUGGGCUAAAUGGUUUACCUAUGAAUAUGAUCUUAAAAAAAACAGCAUAGAGAUUUAAGACGGAUAUGGAAUUACAUGAUAACAUUUUAAGAACAGCAUUACUGGUUGUUGCACCUAACAGUUCUUAGAACAAACGGAUAUCUAGGAUAUUUCACGUUUCUGUUAAAACGACACAAAUGGUGCUCGAGUUUUGCUAAAUAUGGAAAUUCUUUCUAUGAAUAAUUUAAAUGGAACUGACAUGACAUGCAUGCGAGUUACUUAUUGUUUUGUUUGUGUUAGAUAUCAUGGCUGCAUUCAUUUUGAUACCUUCCUGUGUUACACAAUCAUUUGUUUGUGUUUUGAAACCAAGGAGAAUAUUAAAAAUGACCCCAGAGUCCA
Esox lucius (northern pike) is the source of this 2310-nucleotide messenger RNA. RefSeq names its product UBA_like_SF and PTH2 domain-containing protein. The coding region runs from base 260 to 820 and encodes 186 amino acids. The record is from RefSeq and is a predicted model, not a curated record. The transcript is spliced from 7 exons. Gene Ontology annotation, cellular component: cytosol; mitochondrion. Gene Ontology annotation, molecular function: protein binding; peptidyl-tRNA hydrolase activity. Lineage: Eukaryota; Metazoa; Chordata; Actinopteri; Esociformes; Esocidae.